UGAGGGGACAGCCAUUUGUAGUGGUGUCCGAAACCAUAGUGGACGUUACUGAGUCCACUCAUUCAAUCCCACAACUUGAAUGAAUUCCCGCGUUUCGCCUGAAGAUGGCGCCCCCAGCUGAAUCAUUCAUCCAUACCUUUUUCCAAACCGCUGAUCCAAUGUGUCUACAGAGUGAUAUCCAUACAGGUACCAAUUCUCUAUGGACAGUACAGAAGAUAACAGCUCAAACUGGGGGAUCUGUUACCAUUCCCUGUCACUACCAUCGAACGUACAGAUACCUUCCUAUGUAUUGGUGCAAAGGAAAGAACUGGAUUACCUGCAAGAAAAUGCAACCUACCAGCCAAGAGAAGAAACCAGGCAUCAGCUUUUACGACAGCCCAGAUGAACUGGUAACAGCCAUGACGAUGACAAACUUAAGCAGCAGUGAUUCAAAUCGCUAUUGGUGUAUUGUGAGGACUCCAGGUUCCCGAGCUAGAACAUCUCUAGAACUUACCGUCAUUGAGGGUACUCCAGAUCUGUCAGUGGCCAGCAACUGGGUGUCAGGUGAAGAGGGCGGCAAUGUUACCGUCCAAUGUCUCUACAGUAACAAACUUAUAGAUGAUGAGAAAAAAUGGUGCAGAAGUGGAGAAUUGCACUCCUGUCAAACAGCUCAGGAUAUAGAGCCGUCCCCUGGUGCAGCUCUACAGAUAAAUGAUACAAAUGAUGGUGUUUAUACAGUGACACUGACAGGACUGAAGAAGACAGAUUCAGGCUGGUUUUGGUGUAUGGCUGGGGGAGUGCAGGCUCCUGUUCAUAUUAAUGUACAUUCAAGGCAACUCAUUACAGAUGCCAACACAAGACCUUCCACAUAUACCACAGCUCCAUCCUUCACUUCAGCUGUGGAUGUACACAACCAUAAUUCAGUCACUCCUGUUGUACCCACAAAAUCACAAUUACCACAAAGUACUUCAAUUCAGACUGAAAACCCUGACCAGACAUCUACAGCAUCACCAAAGCAGUUUUAUUCUACAAUAGAGUCCUCAACCUAUCUAACUACAACAGAGAACUCAAAAGAGAACCCAUCUCACAGCAGUGGUACCAUUAGGACACCACUAACCAGUAGAUCAGCCACUCCAUAUGUUGGCAGUAACUCUACAGUUACUGUAUCAUCUAAAGAUGUGAUAUUUGAACCCACACCCACUUAUGAAAGCAGAGAGCUUAAUUGGGAGAUUGCACUAGUUUGUGGAGGACUGCUUAUAUUCUUUAUGUUAUCUGGAGUUUCUUGGAAAUUGUGGUCAUGGCAUCAAAAGGAGAUCACAAAAGAGGAAGCAACAGAAAUAACAACAGACCUCCAUACAAAUGACAGAAAUGAUCUACUGGCCAAUGAAUGGACAAAUACUUCAGUUGUGCAGUUCAGCUCAGACUCAAACGCUGUCCUAAUAAUAUAAACUGUUGUAAAGUUGAGACCCCUGGAACACAAAGAUGGACUAGAGCAGUGGUUUUCAAUCCUGGUUCUGGGAACCUAUCACUCUGCUCAUUUUGUAUGGGUGCGUCUCAAUCAGCUCCCUAGCUUGUGAAUAUGUAUAUCGUGUACACAAAUUUGGUAAUGGUGACUGAGAGGACAAUACGGACCCAGGCUCAUUACACACUGGGACACUGAUGGUGACAUGACAACACCCUUGUUGUACAACGUCAUUAUUUACAACAUAACAGCAGAACAAAUAUUUUCUGACAUUUUUUUGUUUUGUUAUUUUAAGUACAUUAUUGUUACAUAUAGCUAAAUGUUAGCUAGAUUAUGUUCAUUACGUGUCUAGCGAUGUAUGAUUAUACUGAAAUAUAAUUAACCCUCAUCUUCUCCUCGCAAAUUGUAACAUCCAGAAAGCUUAUUUCAUUCCAUUUUUAUAUUUUUUAUAUUUUUUCUGUGUUUAAUACUCGAUGAUAUAUAUAUAUAUAUAUAUAUAUAUAUAUAUAUAUAUACCUUUACUAGAUUUUAUCAAUAAAUAAUACAUAAAAUUUAUGCACAUUCUUCAAAUUUAUUCAACUUAAAUUCAAAAUAACUAUCCAUUUCCAUGCAUAACCCUGUAAAUUCAGCUCAAGAUAUCUUACAUAUUAUUUAAUGACUCUUGCCACUAGAUGGCCUUAUUAAGCAAAUGAAAAAGUUGUUCUGCAUUGUAAAUGUGUUCAAAUCUAACCACUCAAUACCUGUGUGCAGUCUGCAUUGUGACUGAUUUUUAUUUGAAAAAAUUGAAGAUAAAACAACAUUGCCCCCAUUAUAUGACCUCUUGUUCAAUUUACUGGGAAUUUCUAGGUGUGUGUGUGUGUGUGUGCAUGUGAAUGUGUUCUGCAUUGGGGAUGCAGUCUAUAGUCUCAUGCCUUCAUUUGUGUGUGUUUGUUCUUCUAGAUUGUUCCAGAUUUAUUUUAUAUUUUUCUGACAAAUAAAAAAUCCUCACAUUCCAUUAA
Molecule: messenger RNA, 2439 nt
Organism: Megalobrama amblycephala (Wuchang bream)
Lineage: Eukaryota; Metazoa; Chordata; Actinopteri; Cypriniformes; Xenocyprididae
Exons: 7
Coding region: 105-1427 (440 amino acids)
Source: RefSeq, a predicted model, not a curated record